Molecule: messenger RNA, 573 nt
Organism: Fusarium mangiferae
Lineage: Eukaryota; Fungi; Ascomycota; Sordariomycetes; Hypocreales; Nectriaceae
Exons: 1
Coding region: 1-573 (190 amino acids)
Molecular function (GO): acyltransferase activity, transferring groups other than amino-acyl groups
Source: RefSeq, a predicted model, not a curated record
AUGUCUCUCACAUUCCGCCCCGCAACACCACAAGAUGUCACCCCUCUCCGCGCCCUCGUAAUGUCCGCCUACCGCGGCCCCGACUCCCGCGCAGGCUGGACAACAGAAGCCGACCUCCUCGCCGACGAGCGCAUAUCCCCCGCCGAUCUCCUCGCCAAAAUCACCGAUCCCAACGGCGCAGUCAUCCUCGCCUUCACAAGCUCCCCCUCCUCAUCUGGAACUUCAACGCCAGAAGGCGACAGCGAUCCCCAUCUCGUCGCAUGCUGCGAGGUUGUUCAGAAAGACUCUGAGCGCGCUUACUUUGGCCUCUUUGCCGUGUCGCCGAAGCUUCAGGCUGGCGGUAUUGGAAAGCAGGUGCUUGGGUAUGCGGAGAAUUAUGCGGUUAGGACUUGGGGAACAAAGAUCAUGACGAUGUGGGUUAUCUGGACGAGGAAGGAAUUGAUUGACUGGUAUGUUAGAAGGGGAUAUGUAAAGACGGGGGAGAAGAGUCCGUUUCCGUAUGAGGGGCUUGUUAAUGGAAAGGCGUUGAGGGAUGAUUUGUACUUUGAUCAUUUGGAGAAGGUGUUGGCAUAG